CACUCCGCAAAACCUAACCAGUCCAAAUGAAACCACUUCUGUUCCUCGCUCUGGUCACCCUCGGGGGUGUGAGCUGCGGCCCCGUCUCAAUCCGAGACAACAACAUCGGGGACAUUACGGCCAUCGGGAUGAACGUCGCCGCCGACAUCCAGGGUGACUUGAACGUCAACAUCGCCAACAUCAUCCUGGCUCUGCUGGUCAACAUGGGCGACCAUCCGCGUCCCCCGGUGGGACCACCUCAACCUACCACCACAGCCCCCGGGGAAGAACCUCCGGUGACAACGCAGCCGCCCCAUCCACCACCAAUUACACCCCCGAUUACGACGGCCGUUCCGCCGAUCAUGCCACCGCCCUCACCACCCGUGGAGGUCCUAAUCAGUGCCAUCCGCGAGAUUCGCCAGAAGGCAGAGGCCGCCAACCUGAGCCAGGAGCAGAAGGACCAACUGUGGCGGGAGCACGCGGAACCGUUUGUGAAGAGAUUGAUGGCCGCCAAGGACUGAAUUGAUCAAAAUGAUUUGCUGAAGAAAUAAAAAGUAAAUAAAUGUACAGUCAUCC
Molecule: messenger RNA, 555 nt
Organism: Culex quinquefasciatus (southern house mosquito)
Lineage: Eukaryota; Metazoa; Arthropoda; Insecta; Diptera; Culicidae
Product: arp2/3 complex-activating protein rickA
Exons: 2
Coding region: 27-500 (157 amino acids)
Source: RefSeq, a predicted model, not a curated record